UGUGUGUGAAAACAGUAGAAGUGAAACAAAAAAAGGCAGAGAAUAAAAAGGGCCGAAAGAGCAGAGAGGGAAAGAGAGCGAAGAGUGAAGAACGAAGAUCGAAAACCUAAUCUCUCACUCGCUCCAGUUCCCUCUCGAAAAAGCCUUUUUUUUUUGAGAAUCAAGGUUUUUGUUUCGAACUCAAAAUGCAUAAAUUGAGUAGAGGUCACCGUGACAAAGUUCAGCAGUUCAUGGCAAUCACCGGGACGAGUGAAAAAGUUGCUCUUCAGGCUCUGAAGUCCAGUGAUUGGCAUCUUGAGGGGGCUUUUGAUAUUUUUUACAGCCAGCCGCAGGUUAAAGCAGUUACUGAUUCUAGACACCUUGAGGAGCUUUACAAUAGAUACAAAGACCCAUAUGCUGACAUGAUCUUGGUUGAUGGCAUCACUCUUUUUUGCAAUGACCUGCAGGUGGAUCCUCAAGAUAUUGUUAUGCUGGUUUUGUCCUGGCACAUGAAGGCUGCUACAAUGUGUGAAUUUUCCAAGCAGGAGUUCAUAGGUGGAUUGCAAUCACUGGGGGUAGAUUCACUUGAGAAGCUUCGUGAAAGGAUACAAUAUAUGCGUUCUGAGCUAAAAGAUGAACAAAAGUUCCGUGAGAUAUACAACUUUGCCUUUGGCUGGGCUAAAGAAAAGGGUCAGAAGUCUCUUGCAUUGGAUACAGCUAUUGGGAUGUGGCAGUUGCUAUUUGCUGAAAAGCAGUGGCCAUUGGUUGAUCACUGGUGCCAGUUCUUACAGGUUCGCCACAACAAAGCAAUCCCAAGGGACACAUGGUCUCAACUAUUGGAAUUUGCAAGGACGGUGGGUCCUGCUCUAUCAAACUAUGAUGCAGAAGGUGCUUGGCCUUACCUGAUUGAUGAGUUCGUUGAAUACCUGAUUGAGAACGGAAUCGUCCAACAAAACAGUUGAUGCAGGGGAUCUAAAGACGGGGCUUUUAGGAGUUUAUAGUGUAUACUAGUUUUGGUGAUGCUUGUUUUCUUGUGUCUGCAGUGUGAUGAGAUUGUGAUGCUUCAAGGUUCCCUCUUAGAAUUCCCCCAAGACAUCGGUUUAUAUAUGUUAAGUAAUGGAAAAAAGGGAAGGGAUAAAAUUAGUACCGAAUGACAUUUGCUUCUAUUCUCCUUUUGAGGUAAUUGAUUCACCCCAAUUGUUGAUGCGAUUGCUGAUAUGGAUAGUAUACAUUCUUAAAGCAAUAUUUUAAUAAGAAAUGACGGAAUCUCCUAGGCU
Molecule: messenger RNA, 1256 nt
Organism: Telopea speciosissima
Lineage: Eukaryota; Viridiplantae; Streptophyta; Magnoliopsida; Proteales; Proteaceae
Product: DCN1-like protein 2
Exons: 11
Coding region: 186-941 (251 amino acids)
Biological process (GO): positive regulation of ubiquitin-protein transferase activity; protein neddylation
Cellular component (GO): ubiquitin ligase complex
Molecular function (GO): ubiquitin conjugating enzyme binding; cullin family protein binding; ubiquitin-like protein binding
Source: RefSeq, a predicted model, not a curated record